Messenger RNA from Hippocampus zosterae (dwarf seahorse), 1519 nucleotides. RefSeq names its product OTU deubiquitinase 6B (gene otud6b). The record is from RefSeq and is a predicted model, not a curated record. Bases 234 to 1127 code for a protein of 297 amino acids. The transcript is spliced from 8 exons. Gene Ontology annotation, biological process: protein deubiquitination. Gene Ontology annotation, molecular function: cysteine-type deubiquitinase activity. Lineage: Eukaryota; Metazoa; Chordata; Actinopteri; Syngnathiformes; Syngnathidae.
AGUCACUUGCCACUAGCGAAAAAGACACCCCUGAAGAAAAGGCCCCUGUGCGCAGCACGCUUUAUUCAUUGCCUUAAUGAGUAUUUUGACGCUCAUUUGGUCACAUUUCAAGAUUUAAGUCAUAUAUUGGAUUGAAUUGGAUACGACUUUACUGUAAAAUGUGCUGUAUUUGUAACAUACAUGUAAUCUUAUGAAGAUCUUCGUAUAGCCUACUAAAAACAAAUUCGUUAAUCAUGGACGAAGGCGAUGUCGAGACGCCGGAGGAGCUGUUACUAAAACAGCAUCGUAGGGAGAAGAAGGACCUGCAAGCCAAGAUCCAGAGCAUGAAAAACAGCGUUCCCAAAAACGACAAGAAAAGGCGGAAGCAGAUGACGGAAGAAAUCGCCAAGAUGGAGGCCGAGCUAGAUCACAAGCAUGACGAGGAGCUGCGGCAACUCGUGUCUACGUCCGACACACAGGUGGAGGAGGCAGUAAAUGGAGUGGAAGGGCUGACUGUUGAAGAGCAACCUCGUGUCACCAAAGCCCAGAAGAGACGGAACAAGAAGGCUGCCCAGGAACGGGAACGCGAGAGCAGAAUCGCCGAGGCCGAAGUGCAAAACCUGCAGGGCGAGCGCCACCUCGAGGGUGUCAAGCUGGCGGAGAAACUGUCAUCGCGCGGGCUUCAGAUCAAGGAGAUUUCCUCCGAUGGCCACUGCAUGUACCGCGCCAUCCAGGACCAGCUGGCGCGGCGAGCUGAGUCCGAGUUGAGCGUGAAGGAGCUGCGGUGUCGCACGGCGGCGUACAUGCGGGGCCACGCAGACGAUUUCCUGCCGUUCCUCAGCCAGCCCGACACGGGCGACGUGUACACAGCGGAGGCCUUUGAGAAAUACUGUAACGACGUGGAGCACACGGCGGCAUGGGGCGGACAGCCGGAACUGCAAGCACUGAGCAGAGUCCUGCGGUGUCCCAUUGAAGUCAUCCAGGCCGAUUCACCGCCCAUCAGCAUUGGCGAGGAGCACGCCGGCGACCCCAUCACCCUCAUCUACAUGCGUCACGCUUACGGCCUGGGAGAGCACUACAAUUCCGUGGAGCAGCUCAAGGAGCCGGCCGACGACAAACGAGCCGAGUGUGAAAGGACGGAAGGCUGAAGAAAUCGCAAGCGGUGGCCGGUGGGAAAAAAGACGAAAGGGAUGGAGGAGAGGGCGAGAAGUCUGACGGCAAAGAGGAAUCGAGGAUAGGAGGAAGCUGGACGGACUGUUGGAAGUCACCUGUCACCUGUACUUGGAUUUUAAACCCGACCCUGAAAGAUUAGGAUCCCCGCCCCUUCUACUAAAUCGAGGCUGCGUUGUAUGCACUGCCUGUGAUGAUCUGAAAUUGAAAUGUCAUAAGCCCCCCCCCCCCCACCCAAAAAAAUAAAUAAAUCAGCAAGCGUAGUUGGCUCAAUGCCCAUUGAUGAACAUUUGAGCCUUGGCGGAGGCCAUCAAGACAUUCAAGCAUCGCUGAAGGCAACAAAAGAGUCUGCAGGCACUUGAUGUCCCUC